AUUCCCUAUUCUCACUAAAACCUAAGCUAAAUCAUCACGAGCAACAUGGUUGAGUGGACAGAUGAAGAGCGCGCGGCCGUCUCCAACAUCUUCUCCAAACUAGACUAUGACGACAUUGGCCAAAAGUCCCUGUCAAGGUGUCUGAUCGUGUACCCCUGGACCCAGAGGUAUUUCGGGGGCUUCGGCAACCUGUACAACGCAGAGGCCAUCAUGAACAACCCUCUGAUUGCUAAGCACGGCACCACGGUGCUGCACGGUCUGGACAGAGCUCUGAAGAACAUGGACGACAUCAAGAACACAUACGCCGAGCUGAGCGUUCUGCACUCCGAGAAACUGCACGUGGAUCCCGACAACUUUAAGCUGUUGUCUGACUGUCUGACCAUCGUCAUCGCUGGGAAGAUGGGCAACGCAUUCACCCCCGAAUAUCAGGCAUCCUUCCAGAAGUUCUUGUCAGUGGUGGUGUCUGCUCUGGGCAGGCAGUACCACUAGUCAGUCUCCAUAUUGCUGAUCGAGGAGACAGCCUGUAUGCUCAUGUGUUUCACUCUUCAAUGAAUAAAUAAAAUAAGCAU
Messenger RNA from Oncorhynchus keta (chum salmon), 569 nucleotides. RefSeq names its product hemoglobin subunit beta-2-like. The transcript has 3 exons. The record is from RefSeq and is a predicted model, not a curated record. Gene Ontology annotation, cellular component: hemoglobin complex; haptoglobin-hemoglobin complex; blood microparticle. Gene Ontology annotation, biological process: hydrogen peroxide catabolic process; oxygen transport. Gene Ontology annotation, molecular function: oxygen binding; peroxidase activity; heme binding. Bases 46 to 489 code for a protein of 147 amino acids. Lineage: Eukaryota; Metazoa; Chordata; Actinopteri; Salmoniformes; Salmonidae.